Messenger RNA from Rotaria socialis, 1566 nucleotides. Lineage: Eukaryota; Metazoa; Rotifera; Eurotatoria; Philodinida; Philodinidae. The record is from the annotation of a GenBank genome assembly.
AUGACUGAAACACUGCUUUCAAUUCCACUUAAUGUACUUGAUCUUCGUGAUAAUGACUUCUUUAUGUUCAUCGGUCAGUUUUGUAGUCAAGAUGUUGUGGAAUAUUUAAAACUUCUUGGUGUUCGAUCUGUUGAUUCGCUCCUUGGAAUUGAUGAUAUUUUUUUACCAUUACAAGAAGACUAUCUUGAAUUAAUUGAUGUGAAGAAAAAAUUAGCAUUUCGUCGUUCCGACGGUAGCUAUGUAAUCAAGAUUGGAGUUCAAUACGAUAUCAAUGAAUUAACGAAAAAUCUUCGAAAUGUAUUAAUUUCCAAGGGACAAAUGACAAAUGAUCUUGGUAAUGAAAAGGAAUUAAUUUUGAAGCCAGAAGUUUUUCAACAACAUCCGUUUCUUAAACGUCUAAUUGAUUUCUACAAUUCCUUAUCACAAAAUCCUGAUUCCACAAAUGAAAAUUUUCUGCAUCGUUUCCUCGAUAAUCUCCUUUCAAAUUUACCUACUGCCAAAAGCCGAUAUCGUUAUCAAGAAGAUGUACUUGAUUUUGCACUUUGCUUAUUUAUUUCGGCAGGACGCAAUGCUUAUGAAUUUUUACGUAUUAAUAUACCUGGUGCAUUGCCUAGUUUGACAACCAUUCAAACAAAAUUAGCCAAAGAAGGACUUCGUGCAUUAGAAGGUGAAUUUCGUUAUAAUGAUAUGAUUAAAUAUAUGUCUACAGUUAAUUCAAAAUUUGCAUUUUGUGCUGAAGACUGCACCACUGCUGAACGAAAAAUUAUUUAUGAUUCUCGAUCAAACUCGUUUGUAGGUUUUUCACCUCCGCUCGACGAAUAUGGUAUACCACGAAUGAAAUAUUUCCAAACAGACUCUAUCGAAGACUUGCAAUGCUGGUUUGAACAGGAAGAUAUUUCUAAAUUGCUCAAUCUUUACAUGGUUCAACCAAUAAAUAGUAACGAUCAGAAAAUUUCUCCUUAUGCACUAGCUGCAUAUGGAACAAAUGGGAAGUACACAUCGUUUGAUAUAAUUCGUCGUUGGUUUAAAGUUUUUGAAGAAAGUUCAUCACAAGGUAUUCGCAUUAUUGGCUAUUCAACGGACGCCGAUGCAAAGUAUUUAUUGGGUAUGAGACUGGUCUCCGGUUUCUUUGCCACUCUAUUAAAUAGUCCAAUAUCAAAACACUCUCUAUUAUUAACAACUGAUAUACCGAAGUCUUGGUCAUGGUUCUUUUUACCUCGUCAACAGCUUUUCUUGUGUAUGCAAGAUGCAAUACAUAUAUGUACCAAACUUCGAAAUCGGCUUUUAUCAACUUCAGCUGUUAUAAUGAUGGGUGAUGGUUUAGUUUCUAUUGAUUAUUUAUUACAACUCAUCGAGUUGCGAUCAAAAUUCCACUGGAUGACAGAAAUGAAUUACAAAGUAAUUCAAAGAUAUGAAUUACGAAAUAAUUCCAAUUCUCUUACUCUCUUUCAAGUGACUCAGAAGGUACUACCAGGUACUAGGAGUGUAACACGUUUUUCUUACUACUAUCAAGUGGUCGAAGUCGCAAUAACUUUUCUGAUCGAAUAUUCGGGGAUAUGCAAAUGA